Molecule: messenger RNA, 1743 nt
Organism: Phaeodactylum tricornutum CCAP 1055/1
Lineage: Eukaryota; Bacillariophyta; Bacillariophyceae; Surirellales; Neidiaceae
Product: nuclear-encoded-like protein of chloroplast gro
Exons: 2
Coding region: 1-1743 (580 amino acids)
Biological process (GO): protein refolding
Molecular function (GO): ATP-dependent protein folding chaperone; ATP binding
Source: RefSeq, a predicted model, not a curated record
AUGUUGCUGUUGGCGACUACUUCUUCGUCGGCGUUUGUCCCGCAGUCGUCGUCAAAACCUUCCUUUGCCCUGCACGCCAAAAAGGUGAGCUUUAAAGAAGAUUCACGCCGAGCACUCGUGGCAGGAAUCAACAAAGUGGCCGAUGCGGUCCGUGUCACGCUAGGUCCCAAGGGACGGAACGUUGUCCUCGAACGCAACUACGGCGCCCCCGAAAUCGUCAACGACGGGGUUACCAUUGCUCGCGAAAUCAGUCUCCGGGACCCGGAAGAAAACGUCGGAGCUCGGCUCAUUCAAGAAGUCGCCGCCAAGUCCGACAGCAAGGCCGGAGACGGAACCACCACGUCCACCAUUAUGACCCAAGCGCUCGUCAACAACGGGAUGCGAGCCGUUACGGCUGGUGUCAGUCCGGUGGGCUUGAACCGAGGCUUGCGCAAGGCGGCACGAAUCAUUGCCGACGAGAUUACGGCGAUUGCUACGCCCGUCUCGGGCAUUGAAGAUCUCAAGAACGUCGCCACCAUUGCGUCAGGAUCCAUUGAAAUGGGACGCAUCAUUGCCCAAGCGGCGGACAAGGUGGGGGACACUGGCUCCACCGUGGUGGAAGAAUCACAGACUCUGAUCGACGAGAUUGAGUUUACCGAAGGUUUGACUAUUGAUCGCGGCUACAUCUCGCCGUACUUUGUCAAGGACCAGGAACGUCAGGUCGCCGAACUCGUCAACCCCAAAAUCCUCGUUACCGACGCUAAGAUCGACGACGUCAACGAUAUUGUGCCGCUCCUCGAACAACUCGUCAAGACCAAGGAUCCACUGCUCAUCAUCGCCGAAGACGUCACUGGUGAAGCACUGUCAGCCUUGGUAGUCAACAAGAUGCGUGGUGUUUUGGAUGUCGUUGCCAUUAAAGCCCCUGGUUUCGGCAACCGCCGACGAGAAUACACCCAAGAUAUUGCUAUUGCCACCGGAGCAUCCUUCGUCGCCGAGGAACUCGGUAUUACCCUAGAUUCGGUCACAAUCGACAUGCUGGGUACCGCCGAUCGUAUCGUUGUGGGUAAGGAACAGACAACCAUUGUUACGGACGGAAAACAACAAGAAGCCAUUGAUGCCCGUAUCGCCCAACUGCGUCGGGAAGAAGAAACUGCCGAAACUGAUUACGAUGCCGACAAGUGCCGGGAGCGGGUGGCCUCGCUCGGCGGAGGUAUUGCCAGAAUCAAGGUCGGUGCCGCGACAGAAACCGAGCUCAAGGACAAGAAAUUGCGUUACGAGGAUGCCUUGAAUUCCGUUCAGAGUGCCCGUGAGCUCGGGAUCGUACCUGGAGGUGGGGCCUGUUUGGCGCAUUUGCAAAUCACCUUGAAAGAAAAAAUUAUGGACGCCAUGGAAACUGAAGACGAACGUCAGGGUGCCCUAAUUAUGAUCAAGGCUAUGGCAUACCCUGCCAUGCAAGUGGCCGAGAAUGCCGGUAUUGAAGGUGCCGUUGUACUCGCUAAGAUUCAAAAUUUGUGCGAAGAAAAGGGUUUCGGAUAUGGCUGGGAUGCUGGUUCUAUGGAAUACUGUGACUUGAUGGAACGUGGUAUCAUUGAUCCGGCCAAGGUCACAAUCAAUGCCAUUGAAAACUCGGCGUCCGUCGCGGGUCUCGUUCUGACGACGGAAUGCUUGGUAACCGAAAUUCCCAUUCAAAUGAGCGAGGAGGACAAGCAGCGAAUGUUUGAUCAACAAAACAUGGCGGCCGGUAUGGGGCCCGGUAUUUCGUAA